Molecule: messenger RNA, 1272 nt
Organism: Sebastes umbrosus (honeycomb rockfish)
Lineage: Eukaryota; Metazoa; Chordata; Actinopteri; Perciformes; Sebastidae
Exons: 3
Coding region: 272-1132 (286 amino acids)
Source: RefSeq, a predicted model, not a curated record
GAUUAAUUUCUACAUUGCUAAUUUAAUGUGUUGUCAGUGUAAUUGUUGUAAUGUGCUGUGUAUUAUUUCUGAUUGCAUCAGGCUCCUAAGAGAAAGAUAGAAGAGACAGAAGGGUGAGUGAGCUGAUUUACUGAAACACAGGUUGUUAUUGCUGCAUCCUGCUUCUUAAUUCAAACAUUUGAUUUUGUAUUAUUUUAGAGAAGAAGAGUUUCUGGAAGACAAAGAGAAAACACUAUCUUUCAGAAGGAAUGCUUUCCUGAUUAUCUGUGAAAUGGUGAAACUGAAUGCAAAACACCCUACACUGCUUUUGGAUGAGAUUCUUCACAGCAUCUUCUUUUUGGGAAAGUUAAACGAUCCAGAAUUUUACCCAGAAUCUAUUGUGGGUAAUGAUGAUGAUGUCGACAUGCUUAAAAUGUUGAGGAAGUGCUUCCCUCGGCCUUUUGCCCUCUAUUCCUCUCAUCUACCCAAGCGGAGUCCAUUCUCAUGUUUUCUGGACAUGAUUGUCCACCUGUGUGAACGAAAGGAUGACGAAAAGGAAAUAAUAAAAAGGCUGCAAGACUUCAUCAGUCAACUGGAGUAUAGUAAAUCAAAGGCUCUGGUCUCCUCCACCAUCUGUGUCUCUCAAAGCAACAACCCAAAAUCAGUAAAGUACUACGGAGUCUCCAUGUCCACUUCAGGCUGUUAUCCCGGGAGAAUCAUGGUUGCCGCGUCCUGUCUUAGCAGCUGGGACAGUAACGUGGCUGAUGCAGUGAUGACCUACUAUCCAACGAAGACCAAGAAGCAGGAUUUUGAUGGAACCAUCAAACUUCCACAGCAUGUCAGGUGCCAGGCGUUUAACCUCCAUCUAGGAAGAGAAAAGCCUCCUUGUAGAUCCUGUGGGAAUUUGUUUGGUUUGGAAACAAGUGAAACUACCCAGUCAGACUACGGCAACUGUGCCGAAGCCGAAAGUUUGAGCGACUUGCUUAAAGAUGUUGAAAACGUUAGAGAGCAAGUACGACCAACAUCUAAGACGUGCACAGAUGAGAACAGGGAGACGGUUAAAAAGAGUGUCUUGACACAACUUAAACGUUUGCUGCGUGAUUUGAAAUUUAAAUGGGAUAAUGAUGAAAAUUUCUACGACCCAAGAGUUUGAUCUUAAAAGGGGGAAACAUAUUGAGUACAAUUCUUGUGGUCCUUUAUUAUAAAGUGACCAGAUUGAUCUGUUUUGAUAUGAUUCUUUAUCAGUAAAUACUUCACUGUAACCCUCUAGGCACUGAAAUUUGUACUUUUUUU